Molecule: messenger RNA, 2652 nt
Organism: Penicillium diatomitis
Lineage: Eukaryota; Fungi; Ascomycota; Eurotiomycetes; Eurotiales; Aspergillaceae
Exons: 5
Coding region: 1-2652 (883 amino acids)
Cellular component (GO): plasma membrane
Molecular function (GO): calcium-activated cation channel activity
Source: RefSeq, a predicted model, not a curated record
AUGGCCCCUGAACCGACCAACACCCACUCAGGGAACUUUGGUGUAUCACCAACCUUGUCCGGUGAGGAGCCAUGUCCUUCUCUGGUCUCGAGUAAGCAGAAUCCUAACAAUGACCCAAACGUCGGGUCCUCUCGAGGCAAUGCGUCUUCUGCCUCGAGUGAAAUUGCGAAUGGGCUCACUGGAGAGGGAGGAUCAUCGGGGUCGGCCUUGAUGAUGACUUUGCUACCCGCGUUAAUCUAUGCAGCCUUUUGGUUUGGCUUGUUCCUCAUCUUUCGUCGAACGCAGCGACGAUGGUAUGCUCCCCGGUCACAUUUGCCGGAUAUCCAUGAGCACCAAAGAAGUCCUGAAUUGCCAUCGGGCUGGGUAAAUUGGUUCGGUGCUUUCCUGAAGAUAGAGGAUAAUCAUGUCCUGCACCGAUCCUCGCUGGAUGGGUACCUGUUUCUACGAUUCCUUCGCGUCCUGUGCGGGAUCUGCGCAUUUGGUUGCCUCAUCACCUGGCCCAUCUUGCUGCCCAUUCAUGCGACGGGGGGCAAUGGUAACACACAGUUGGAUCUGUUGAGUUUCAGCAACGUCGCAAACCCUACUCGAUACUUUGCCAAUGCCCUUGUCGCAGUGAUCUUUUUCACGUUUGUAUUUUAUGUGAUCACACGUGAAAGCCUCUACUAUGCGAAUCUGCGCCAAGCGUACUUGAAUUCGCCGGCUUACGCCUCGCGCAUUUCUUCUCGAACUGUGCUGUUCAUGUCGGUCCCUGAUGCAUACAAGGACGAGCGACGAUUACGGCAGGUCUUUGGUGAUACCAUUACUUCCAUCUGGGUGACGUCCGACUGUGCUCGUCUCGAAAAGGUAGUCAAGGAGCGAGACAAACUCGCGUUCAAAUUGGAGGCCGCCGAGACCAAGUUCAUUCGACAGGCCAACAAAGCGCGUCAGCGGGCGUUCAGAUCCGGGGAGAACUUGCCAGUCGCAGAGUCAGACUGCGAGCCGGGUGAACCAAUCUGGCCACCGACCUUGAAGCGUCCAACACACCGUCGAAGGCUAUUCUUUGGCGAGAAGGUUGACUCUAUCCACUGGUAUCGCGAGCGUCUUGUCGAGGUCAUAAAAGAGGUCGAAGUUUUGCAAGUAAAGCAUCAACGGGGCGAGGCCAAAAAGCUCUCUGCCAUGUUUGUCGAAUUCGGAUCGCAGUCCGAGGCCCAAAUUGCUUUACAGACCCUUUCACAUCACCAACCAUUUCAUAUGACGCCACGAUUCAUCGGAGUCGCACCAGAUGACGUGGUUUGGUCGGCGUUGAACCUCAGCUGGCGACAACGAAUCAUACGUAAAUUUGCAGUUCAAGGGAUCCUCGCGGCAAUGGUCAUCUUUUGGUCUUUUCCCGCUGCGAUCGUCGGCACCAUUUCGAAUAUCACUUAUUUGUCCAAAAUACUCCCGUUUCUCAAGUUUAUUCUUAAACUUCCCGACGUCCUGAAAGGGGCGAUCGAGGGUCUCCUGCCUUCAGCCGCACUGGUGGCCUUGAUGUCUUUAGUACCUAUAAUUUGUCGAAUCUGUGCCCGGCGUGCUGGUGUUCCCUCACGAGCACGAGUGGAACUAUUCACUCAAAGUGCGCACUUUGUCUUCCAAGUUGUGCAAGUCUUUCUGGUCACAACCUUGACGUCGGCCGCAUCUGCCGCUACAGCUCAAAUUAUCAAGAAUCCACUGUCGGCCAAAGAUCUCCUUGCUGAGAAUCUGCCCAAAGCCACCAAUUUCUACAUUUCUUACUUCUUGUUGCAAGGCUUGAGCAUGAGCUCGAUGGCAUUGGUACAAGUUGUGAGCGCACUCCUGUUUAAAUUUGUCACCACGUUCUCGGCGUAUUCUCCACGUCGGUUAUUUCAACGCUGGGCGGAGCUGGGGACGUUAAGCUGGGGUAAUGUGUUUCCGGUGUUUACGAACAUGGGGGUGAUUGCAUUAACGUACUCGUGCAUAUCACCCUUGAUUCUCGGCUUUGCAUUCGUCGGUCUCUACCUCGUCUAUCAGGCGUACCGAUAUAACUUCCUCUUUGUCUAUGACAUCAAAAUCGACACCAAGGGUCUCGUGUACCCUCGUGCGCUCCAACACCUAUUGACUGGUAUAUAUCUCGCAGAAGUCUGCAUGAUCGGACUCUUCGCCAUCAAAGCGGCCAUCGGACCCGUCAUCAUAAUGGUCCUGUACACCAUCGCCACGAUUCUCGCCCAUGUAUCCCUCAACGAAGCACUCGCGCCACUCAACACUUUCUUGCCCCGAUCCCUCGACGCCGAAGAAGAGCUCCUCCAAGAGAAAGAAGAUGCCGUGGCAGACGUAAACGACCAAAGACGGUCCCGUAUCGCUGCGAGUGUAUCCUGGUUUUUCCCCGAUUUCCACCGCGACUACGCGGCCAUUCGGCGGAAGAUCCGCAGAAACGUAGCUUCGGUGGAGUAUACCGAGGAAGAGCUGCGGACGGCGUACUUUGAGCCAUGCGUUGCUUCUCCUGCACCGAUAUUGUGGAUUCCGCGCGAUAAAUGGGGAUUCAGUCGAAACGAGGUCAUGGAGACAGAUCCGACGAUCACAAUUACAGAUGAAGGUGCUCGUUUGAAUGCGAAGAACAAGAUUGUGUGGGACAAGUAUGACCCGACGCUUCCUGUGAGGGAACUCAAAAAGCUUUUCUAG